AUGUUAGAUGACUUUCAUGAAGCACAUUUUGAUGAAGGAUGUAGGGAGGAGGAGGAGGAGCCAGAGGCAACCGCGAAGGCGUACUAUGACAUGUUGGCUGCAGCCCAGCAACCCCUUCACGGUCAUACCAAGGUUUCACAAUUGGAUGCCAUUGGCCACCUAAUGGCCGUGAAGUCCCAAUUUACCUUGAGUCAAGACGCCUUUGAUGCUAUGUUACAAGUUAUUGGCAGCAUGCUUCCAGAAGGGCACAUUCUUCCAAAGAGCAUGUGUGAGGCACAGAAACUCCUUCGUGCACUGAAGAUGCCAUAUGAACAGAUACAUACUUGUCCGAAGGGAUGCAUCUUAUUUAGGAAAGAACACGCUGAAGCAAAGUACUGUCCAAAGUGUGAAUCCUCUCGGUUCGUGGAGGUAGACUCUGGUGAUGGUCAGAAGAGGCAGCUCGCGGUACCCGUGAAAGUCCUACGGUACCUGCCGCCCAUACCAAGAAUCCAACGUUUGUUCAUGACCGAGGAAUCCGCGAAGCAGAUGACAUGGCACAAAAUGGGAACUCGUUACAAUCCUGAUAAGCUUGUGCAUCCAUCCGAUGCUCAAUCAUGGCCCCAUUUCGACGGGAUUCAUCAUCACAAAGCUUUGGAGGCUCGUAAUGUACGUGUUGUGCUGGUGACAGAUGGCUUCAAUCCCUAUGGAAUGUCUGCUGCCCCUUACACUUGUUGGCCCGUGUUCGUUAUCCUACUGAAUCUCCCACCUGGCAUCAUUUUUCAACGGCAGAACAUAUUCUUGUCGUUGAUAAUUCCUGGACACCCUGGAAAUAAUAUGAGUGUGUACAUGGAGCCCCUGAUUGACGAUUUGCUCCAUGCUUGGGACGAUGGGGUUUGGACAUACGAUCGAGCUACAAAGACAAACUUCAGAAUGUAUGUUUGGUACCACUAUUCCCUGCAUGAUCUGCCGGCGUAUGGGAUAUUCUGUGGCUGGUGUGUCCACGGGAAGUUCCCUUGUCCAGUAUGCAAGGCAGCAUUGAUGUUCAUUUGGUUGCGGAAGGGUGGCAAGUAUUCUUCGUUCGACAAACAUCGACAAUUCCUACCUCUUAACCAUCCAUUCAGACGAGAUAAGAAGAACUUUACAAAAGGUGUUGAGGUUAAAGACCAUCCACCGCAGAUGAUGAUGGGUGCCGACAUUUGUGCUCAAUUAGAUGGUCUCGUGAUCAAUGUUGAAGGUGGGGGUUUUGUGGGAUGUGGUGAGCAACAUGCUUGGGCGCAGAAGUCGGGCUUGUGGAAGCUCCCCUAUAUGGCUGACAUUCUUCUGCCACAUAACAUUGAUAUGAUGCACUCCGAAAAGAAUGUCGGCGAGACAUUGUUCGGAACAAUCAUGGACAUUUCAGAUAAGACAAAGGAUAAUGUUAAGGCCAGAGUGGAUCAGGCAACAUUAUUCGAUAGACCAAAGCUAGAAAUGAGGCCUCCCGGAUCAGGCAAGGCGUGGAGAAAGCCUAAGGCCGAUUUCGUUCUGACGAGGCCCCAGAGGAGACAAGUCCUAGAAUGGUUCCAAACCUUGAUGUUCCUUGAUGGGUAUGCGGCGAAUCUGAGAAGGGGAGUGAACUUGACCACUAUGCGAAUCAACGGGCUCAAGAGUCAUGACUACCAUAUAUGGAUCGAGCGGCUACUUCCAGUUAUGGUUAGAGGCUACCUCCCUGAUCAAAUCUGGCAAGUGCUGGCAGAGUUGAGCUUUUUCUUCCGCCAGCUUUGUGCUAAGGUGUUAUCUCUAAAAGCAGUUGAAGAAAUGGAAAGAAUGGCGCCUGUGUUGCUCUAUAAGCUGUAG
Messenger RNA from Panicum virgatum (switchgrass), 1812 nucleotides. RefSeq lists its product as uncharacterized. NCBI's taxonomy places the organism in Eukaryota, Viridiplantae, Streptophyta, Magnoliopsida, Poales, Poaceae. Bases 1 to 1812 code for a protein of 603 amino acids. The transcript has a single exon. The record is from RefSeq and is a predicted model, not a curated record.